UCCCAUCCCAAAAGUGCUCUAUUGGAUUGAGAUCUCGGGAUUGUGCAGGCCAUUGGAGCUCACUGACCUGUUCAUGGAACCAGCUUAAGAUGAUGCGUACUUUGUAACAUGGUGCAUUACCCUGCUGGAAGUAUCCAUUUGAAAAAGGAUAGGCUGGCUAUAAAGGGAUGCACAUGGUCAGCAACAAUGCUUAGUUAUGCUGUGACAUUCAAAUAAUGCACGGUUGGGUUUUAAGAGCCCUAAUUUGUGCCAAGAAAACAUUUCCCACAUCAUUACAACACCACCACCGGCCUGCACUGUUGACGCAAGGCAGGACCAAUCCGUGGAUGCUUGCCGUUUACGCCAAAUUAUGACCACCAUCUGAAUGUCACAGCAGCUACCUAGAUUCAUUAGACCAGGCAUAAUUUUUCAAAUCUUCAUUCGUCCCGUUUCGGUGAGGACAUGCCCACUGUAGCCUUAACUUCCUGUUUUUAGCUGACAGGAGUGGAGCCUGUCAUGGUCUGCUGCUGUGGCCCAUCCACUUCAAGGUUUGACAGGUUAUGUGUUCAGAAAUGCCCAUCUGCAUAGGAGUGUUGUAAACAGCUGUUGUUUGAGCAUUUGUGGUCUUUCUGUUGGCUUUAACAUAGAGCCACAAGCUCUGCUGGUCUUUGUUUUCACCUUAAAAUCAGCACCCAAUUCAGACCACAAUAACCAAGUUAGCUAACUGUGUCACCAACUGCUGUAAUUGAUGAAUUAAUUGCAGUGUAACAGUGAAAACCAGCAGGGCCUGUAUCUCUCCAUGAGCAGGGUUGCAGACCCCUGCACAAGAUGGGAUUUUAAUGUCUGACUUGACUGCAAUAGAAGGUCUUACAGUGUCAAACUCAGGUCCUGGAAGGCUAUAGUAUCUGCAGGCUUUUGUGAUUGUAAAAGCUUGCAAAAUCAUUCAAUGGAUAAUAUGUUUUGGUUGUGCUUUUACAUAUCCCUAAACGCAUAUAAUGCAGGAUAUUUGAGGUUUGCUGUGAUCCUGUGUUUGCAAUCAAAGAAGUAUCCUCCUCUGGCUUCAACCCCAUCCACUCACCCCAAGUACCCCACCUAUGGUAGCUAGCCAGAUUGCUAGAGGUAAUGUUAGUACUGUGAAAUGAGCAACCGUGAGCUACAAUAAGAAGGCUGUUUUGAUUAUUUCUUCAUUAAUUCUAUUAUGUUGUAUAGUUAAAUUAAUUCUAUUGUGUUGAACAUAAUACUGUUUUUAUCAUUGAGACUUUUAUUUAGAAAAUUUCAGUCCCAAAAGUCCUUAUUGUCACUAGCUUCACACUGCAGUCAACAUUACUUGCAGGUCCAACAGAAAACAAGGUAAUUCCACUUUGCCUUUCAUCCCCUUUGGCGAACUUGGCUGAUGCCAGGAAAAGCAAUUCAGUGGUUAAAUCUAGUUCUGGAAUCAAGCCUGGUGGCUAGUUUUUGUUGCUUCGCUGUAUCUGAUCCCAGACCACUGGCUCUAACCCUAACUCUAGCCACACCCACCCCUCUCCACACAGAAAAUGUCCCCAACAAUUUUAGAAUAACAAAUACAGGUAAAGGUGCACAAAUUCGGCAGACGUGAUUAACGACGGAGACUGCCAGUGCAUAAUACAUAUGCCUUAGCAUGGUUAUUUUAUAAUAUUUUCAAUGUAAAAAUCCUGCGUAGUAUGCAUUUUGAUUGGAAUGAAAUGCAUGCAGGCUCUUACUUUGACAUUUUCAGCCCAGGCGGUUCCCAGAAGUGGUUUUUUUUUUUUUGUGGGACGUUCUUGAAUUCCCCCUCAAGCCUCCAGUUAUGUGCAUAGCCUAUGUAAUAUGUACGUCAUGUGAAUUCGAAUAUUUAUUCACACAGACUAUACAUCGUGGGGACGUUCUGAAAAAAAUGAGUGACUCUGCGCAGCGCCUGCUCUAGACGUCAGACCUUUCUGCGUUGCCAGGGUUGACGAGAAUGUACAUGUUCUGAGAAGCUGUCACGUGACGAAUGUGGCCAAACAACUCGUUCUGUUAGCUGAUUUUCGUCUCUCGAGCAUGAGAUGUGAAAAAUAUGCAACUGCUUUAUAGUUAGUCACAACUGAAAUUAGCACGUUUUGAUAUUCUCUUGUUCCGAGUUAGUGUUCACAAAAUGCAUCCUGUCAUGGUGUGUAUUCCCUCUUUCCGAUCUGAGGACAGUGCGAUGGAGAAGGGAUACACGGUGUUUAAGAUUGAUGUUUUGAUGAGUGGCCGACAGCACACGGUGGAGAAGCGCUACAGCCAAUUUCACACACUGCACAAGAUGCUGAAGAAGAUCAUCAAGCCACCUGAAAUUCCGUCCAAACAUGUCCGCAACUGGGUUCCCAGGGUCCUGGAGCAGAGGAGGCAGGGGCUGGAACUGUAUCUGCAGACCAUAAUCAUGGAGAAUGAAGUUCUGCCGAAGGUGUUUUUGGAUUUUCUUAACAUUCGCCACUUUCCGUCCUUGCCAAAAACUGAAAGUUGUGGAUCAUUUGAAACAGAAUCCGAGGAAUCAAGUAAACUGUCCCAUCAGCCUGUGCUGCUGUAUCUGAGGGACCCAUACGUGCUCCCGGCCACUGACGAUGCAUGUCCAAACGUGGUCAUAGAAGGUGUGAUUCAUGGAAUAUUCUGCCCAGACCUUCAACCAAGAUAGACCUCAACCAAGAUGUCAGCUGUGGAGACCACCUCAGACUUCUGAAUGCAAGAACACUCUUCUCUGCAAAAAAUGUAUGUGUAAAUCUUUUUCCUAUUCAUACAUACUGUAUGUAUGUAUAUAGGAAUAGGGAAAAAAAAGUGCAUUUUUGUAUGAAUAAUGUGAAAAUAGAGGUUUAAUCUGAGACCAAACUUCAUAACGAACUACAAAGACCAGCUGACUCUAUGUGUGCUGACCUCUACACUGGGCUGCACGUACAAAGGACAUUUUGGUUGUUAACAGUAGGAAAAGAAAGGGACCGCUGACAGGGCACAUGUUGAAAUGACACUAAGCAGAUCCAUUUUAGUCAAAGGGACGUUUGUGGUAAGUUUGUUUCUCUAAAACUGUAAUGCCGUUUGACACACCCUUCCUAUUAUACCUACUCUGAUUGGCCCAGAAUCGCAAGAGCUUCUCAUUGGAGGGGGAGAAUAUAACUACAGCACCUGUCUUAUUUCCAACCUUUAGCGGCUAGCCAAGAUGUCAGAUUAGCUAUGUCAGUUUAAUUUAACCAGAACUGUAGGAUUAUGUAGGCAUUCAGUUAUUGUUGUUGUUAUUGAAUUCUGCUGGCUAACAUUUUAAGCGCUUUCUUUUUUCAUUUUUCAUUUUUUUAAGCUACGCUAAAUGCAAAUGCUGACGCUGCAAAGUCCUUCUAGUGGCUCGCAAUUUAUAUGCAAGUGAACAAAAUUGAAAUAUAGACUACGCUAACUAGUUUGCUAUGUAGCUGAUAAGUAGCUGAUAAGAGUCCAAUAAUCUGUCCGUUAACUAGGAGUAUUCUACAGUAAGCGGCUUCUGAAAUCCAAAAACACUGACCUAACAAAAAAACUGAAUAACCACCCCUAAGUAUGUUCGUGUUUCAUGUAUACAUACACUAUACUAUUCAAAUUACAUACUUUCUCAAUAUAAGUUCACUGAUAGAAUUCCAGUUGGUGGAGAACAUUGAAGUGAUGGAACUGGACUGAGGUGUGGUUUGACACUCAAGAGUGAGCUGACAAUGAGUGCAAUCUUUAAAAACCUUAUCUGUUUCUGUGCGCUGAUUGACCUGAUUAGCUCUCAGAAGAGUUUGUUGAAUUUGGCUGAGUUUUCCUACCAGUUUUACCCUUAAAUGCACUUGUUUUACUGUCCCCUCCCCCCACAUUUCUUCUUUUUUUUUUUUGUAAAAAAUUGUAAUUAAUUGUGAAUCGAUGUGUUACAUCAUAGUGAACCAGAGUCCCUGCUGUGCCUGUCAAUCAGAACCUUGUGAAGUUGGUAUUUUAGCUUUUGAAAUAUUACUUACUGGGCUUUUGAUAUGAUUAUGAAGGCAUACUAUUUAAAACUUUGCCUUUUCACUGUUAUCUUGAUCCGUUAAUGCCAUGAAAAGUUUUCUUUUGCAGUUGCUUGUGAACUGGAGCAAUGUCGCAUAUUUUUUAAAGUUGAUGCCGCCGUUAUAUACCAGUCUUCAUUUACUGUGUAAAUAGAUAAGAAGCUCAAUGCAUGUUUAUUGAUAUUGACAAAAUAAUGGCUCGUCUCCGGAUCGCGGUCCGUUUUUCUCGGGACACAACUUCUGUUUCAUUAAUGACAAAACGAAUCCCUCGUUUUGUGUCCGUACCGAUCAGGGUGGGCCGUGAGAACGCUGUCAGACUGAACGUGUUUAAUGUGGUGUACGCGUCUCACUCUUCUGUUUCAGUUCUCGUUUGUCUUUCCUGCUUGUUCCCUGUGGCUGUGCUCUGCAUCACAAAAGAGGUUCCCUAACAAGAAAAUAAAAAUAUUCAAUUAAUCAGCCAGGAGAAUGAAAACUUAAGGCUAGUUUAUAAACUGUUUGAACUUUUUAUUUUUUUUGUGUGUUUUGUCCAUGACUUCAGAUGGGAAAAGCCCUGCUAAUAGCAACUUACAAUUUUGAAUUUAUGAACUGUGCUUCUGCAUCUGAAUUUUUGUGAACUAGAUGGAAAGGUCUAGACAACGGACGCGCACGUUUCAGGAAGCGUGCCUGUGGUUUUGUGCCGAUUCUGCAGCAGGGCCGUCUGCGCUCAGCAGGAACAGACAGCAGCAGGUCAAACGGGAAAAUCUGCACUGACAAGCAGCCAUGAUACAAACGUGAUGCUGCACAGGAGUAGCCACAGCUGGAGGGAAAAAGCUAACUACACUAUAUUACUAAUGGGAGCAGGCAAUCUAAUAAACCUUCCAUUGACACCUUGGUAGGGAGCUUUGGAUUGGCUUUGAAGGAACCAUUUAAAGAAAUAAUGUUGUGUAAAUUUGAAUUACUCAAAUAGAUCUCUGUGUAAAAGCUGUUAAUGGUAAACUGGCCACAUUUAUUUUUGACUGGGCUGUGUUUCACACCUCCAAAUAGAGUAGCCUUGUGUAGGCUGGUUUUCAAAUUGGAAAUCAUGUAAUUCCGUUUUCAUUGUAAAUUUGUGAAUUUUGUUUCAUUUGUGAUUGGUUGCGUUGCUAAAAUUUGCUGUCAUGUUUUUUUUUUCCCCCUGCACAUAAUGGUCAUUUCUCAACACAGUUGUUCAAGUUCCUUCUGCCAAGCCCAUUAUUUACAGCACAAAUUCAAAUAAUAUGGGAAGAAGUAUAUGAAGGUAGGAUACGAGAGAGACAGUUUGGGCUAUGUUGAGAAUUUACCCCUCCAGCCAUCAGUCCCUUGGCGAGAGCUUUCAUUUUGAUCAUGUGCCAUGACAUCAUCAGGCUGUUGAUCCUGGACUUGGGCAUUGAGGGACUGAGGAGUGGUUAAAACUACAAUAUGUGUAUUGGCCUCUUGGGGUUGGAUGACGGACCUUAAUCACAGCAAUUUGGUAGCCUAAUAAAGACGCAAUGUUUUUGCAGUCAUUGAAGUAUGAAUAAUGCACUAAAAAUACGUUAGAAUUGGCCACUUGUGCAGCUAAUUAUAUUUUAUUAUCUGUAAUACGUGUGUUCCUAAAACCAUUGAACAAUAUUGAAUUGUAAACUGUUUAAGUUAAUAACAGACAUUUUACUUCACGCUGCUGAUAUAUAUUUUUUUUUUGAAUUAUUUGAAAAUAAAUGUGGAUGCAUGUUUUCAUAAGCACUGUAACUCGAUCUAAUUAAAGUAUGACUACAAUACUGUGGAA
This is a messenger RNA of Anguilla rostrata (American eel), 5733 nucleotides long. RefSeq names its product sorting nexin 24 (gene snx24). Gene Ontology annotation, molecular function: phosphatidylinositol phosphate binding. The record is from RefSeq and is a predicted model, not a curated record. The transcript is spliced from 7 exons. Lineage: Eukaryota; Metazoa; Chordata; Actinopteri; Anguilliformes; Anguillidae. The coding region runs from base 2114 to 2632 and encodes 172 amino acids.